Molecule: messenger RNA, 3726 nt
Organism: Bactrocera oleae (olive fruit fly)
Lineage: Eukaryota; Metazoa; Arthropoda; Insecta; Diptera; Tephritidae
Gene: pst
Product: pastrel
Source: RefSeq, a predicted model, not a curated record
CACAAUAAACUGGUAUGAGACUCUUUUGAGUCCCUGUGUGAAACGGCACUAAGCAAUGACAUCAUUGCAUAAGAAAAAGUUUUUGUUGAAAUUUGUUUUAUAAUUUUGUGAACCCCGUAUUUACUUCAUUUAUUUAUUCGUUCCAACUAUUUUAUAGGAUUGUUUUGAAUACAUUGCAUUCAAUUUAGUUCGAGCUGCCGUCGAAAUUUCUGUACAUUUAUAUUGUAAUAUGUCUUCCAAAAAUGUUAUUGACAUGCAGCAAGAGUUUGCUAACAAAAAUGUGCGUCGAUCCCACUUGCCUGUGUCUACAAUCCUUAUUUUAGUGGUUGAUAAAGAUGUCAUAGAUAUUUCGAACUGCGAAGAAUUCAAAUGUCAUAAUGUCAUCACCAAGCUUAGAAAAAUCGCCGAUGUCGAUAGCAGAACUUUUACAGACGAAAAUGGCAACAUAUAUCUUGAUUGGGAGUCAUACAAGAAUAAAAAUACGUUGGAAUGUGGUAUUAUGGUUGCGCCAUUGAACGGUUAUUACGAAUUUGAUGAAGCUGGAAAAGUAAAACUAGAAUUUAGCGAAACCCCAACCGCUUCUAUAAAACCCAGUGAUGUAGUAAGAUCUACGAUUCGCGAGGUACAACAAGAUUUUGCAAUGGACGCUAGUGGCAGUUCACAAACAAUAUAUGUAUUGGUCACAAAUUCGAAUAACUUGGAAGUAGCUGAAAAUUCGCGAGACUUUAGUUAUCAUCCUGUGAUGCGUUCCGAACGAAAUGGAACAUUUGUAGACGAAGAUGGUAACAUUUACAAAAAUUGGGAGGCUUACAAGAGUGAGAACAAAUUGAAUGCUGGUAUUUUAGUCGCCCCCACAAAUGGACAUUACAGCAUAUCUGAAAAUGGGCAAGUCAAUCUUGAAGCUUGGAAAACGGCAGCUAUAAAUAAGCCAAACAUAAAUAUCAGCCGGCAAUCUAGCUAUAACGACAGCAACAGCCGUCAAUCGGUUACGAUUCAUGAAUAUCAUUGUAAUAUGGCGCGAAAAAGUAGUGAAAUCGUUAAUAAUAGUAGCUGGAUUUAUGUGCUAGUCACAAAAAUAACUAACAAGCAUGAUGCCAUAAAUUCAAAAGAGUUUACAACUCAUAAAGUGCUAAGGAGACAAAAUGCUACAACUGAAGAUUACGUUUUCAUAGACGAAAAAAAUAACAAAUAUUUAUGUUGGGAAUUAUAUAUGACGGAAAAUAAUUUACCAGAAGGCAUUAUGGUUGCUCCUCUAAAUGGUAUUUACAGCUUGAAUGAGGAAGGAAAUGUUGACUUAGAGAUAUGUUUUACGCCGGCUUGCAUGCCAAGGUCAACAGAAAAAUCAAAUGAUAUUCACUUGAGCAACAUACAACAAUAUGCUGCAUUAAUAAGUAAUGAAGAGGAUUACCUGGAGAAGUACUGUCACGCCAACGACCUCCACACGGAAUGGUGCAGCACGGACUGCAACCCACGGGUUAAAUCGGAAGGUGAAGGUAAAAUACCAGUCAAAUCGAUACAAGACGGUAUAGUGGUUGAGUCACUUAAUAGCAAUUACACACUGGAUGAAAAGGACAAUGUAAAUUCAUACAUUCAUCAAAUUCAACAGCUGACGUCAAAAACAGAAAAAAAAGAAAAGAAACCGCGAACAAUUCGGGAAGUGCAGCAAGAUUUUGCAAACAACAGCGGUUUCAAGAAAGAAAUCAUUUGGGAUUUGUACACUGUAGAACAAAGUAAAAUGUUGAAGGACAAAUUAAAGAAUCUAAUUCCUGAUCAAAAUAAAGGAAAUAGAAAAAUAGUGGAAAUGCGAAAAACUAUAUUUGACAACGUUUGGGCACAAAGAAAAUACACUAACCGAAAUUCUUUGAGUGCAAUUAUUUAUGUGUUUGUGACCGAUUGUGAUAUUAAAAGACUCGCUAUGGACGCUAAAAAAUUCUCUUGUCAUCCCGUUUUUAGAACACGAAAAUGUACAACUGCUAGCGAUAGUUCGCAUUGUUGCAUGAUAUUCAUUGAUGAACUGGGGCGUGUUUAUAAAAAUUGGAAAGCAUAUUUGGCUAAUAAUGAACUACCGAGUGGCUGGAUGGUUGCACCGCGUAACGGUAUUUAUACAACUGAUAAUGACGGACAUGUACAAUUGGAGGUGCAUAUUACACCGAAUGGUAGCGACGCUAAAAAAGCACUGCAUUUCGCAGACACAGCGACAGCUGUAGCCGGAUUUGGUGCGGCUACAAUCCCAUUAGCAGCAAUGAUGAUCACAAUGGCACCGGCUGUAAUAGUUGGUGCUGGUACUGUUUGUGUUACCACAGCGGUAUACUCAGCCAUACGCUCAGCAUUCAAUUUACUAGAUCGUAAAAAUCAUCAACAGUCCAUCGCGUUCGAUAACGCGCAAGCGAGAAAUGCUUGGAUAGGUGUUGGAGCUGGUGUUGUUGGUGUAGGUGCAUCGCGUGCUACGAAUGUUAUGACAAAAGCCGCUGCUGCCGGAAAGGAGAUAUCGUUGGUUACCGAAAUAAUUGUCAACGGUAUGAACAUUUCAUCCAUUGUAUUAUCCGGAACCGGAGUAGCAAAUGGAAUUCUAGAUCUAAUAAUUAAAGUUUGCGAUGAUGAGGAAGUGACAAAUUUGGAACUAUUGCAAUUGGCCUCCUCUUUGGUACUCUUCACACAUUCUGUAUCGAAUUUUCGUAUGGCAUCAACACUAGUAAAUGACACACAUAACACCACAAUACAGGACUACCGAAAGUCCUUAAGUAAUCGCCAAAGAAAAAUAUUUGAUAAAAUGUCAAAGGAAACAGUUCGUAUCAAAGGCGCACAACAAGGAAAAAUAGAUAUUAUACGUGGCGCUAAUGAUAUGCCCAGCAAACAAUAUCUAAAUGAUCUCUACAAAAUUAACAAGAAAUUAAAUGAAGCUAAGGUGCGACCUGCAUUCGGUGCAGGUGGGGAAGGAGUCGUGCUCAAUAAUGAUGUGGCAGUUAAUACCAACGACUUACGCAAUAAUCUUCAACAUAAUCGUGGUCCUAAUGUGCUAAAUACGGUUAACAAACCAAUACCUACAGCACAUGCUGAAGUAAAUGAGGUUAACAAUGCCAAAUUGCUGUUCUCAAAUGUAAACAAUAAUAGCCAAUCGGCACAACCAAGCGCGCUCGAAAUCGGCAUGAGUAAGAUUUUGCUUCCGAAUAAUGUCUUAAUUUUAUUAAGCAAAUAUGGUUCGCGAAUUUAUGAGAUUAUAUCUAAUCCUGGCAGCUUUGAUGACAUAAUAACUACCAUGGCUAAUCAUUUUUCAGAGGAAACAUUUGAUUUCCUAAUGAAAGUGGCACAAGAAUUUGUUGAAACAAAAUUAGAAAGGAUAAGGAAUACAAUACAAGUUUUUAUACCCGCCGAGAAUAUACUUUAUCGCAUUUAUUUGUACGUUAUAGACGAAUGUAAAGCACAAACAUUUAAAUACUUAUAUACCAUAAGAGAACAAAUAUUGAGCGCUUUAAGUGAGUACUAUUAUUCACUUAAUCCGAAAAGUUAUUUAAUACCGCGCGAAUGUAAUAUUUGUGGCGGUUUUUAUUCAAUAUGCAAUUUAUAAAUUGGCGUUGGUAAAACGCACAACGAAAUCUAAAUACCAUUGAGGCCUUAAUAUCAAGCACUUUAAUGUUGCAACUAUUUACUAAAUAAUAUGUUUAUAUAAAAUUGUACUCUACACUUACAAGCAUGUAUAUUAUACAAAUAAAAUUUAUUCUGAGUACG